GCGUCCGUGCGUAUAAUAGCGAGCAUCCACCCGCACCGCCUCCCUCGUGUUCCCCCAUCCCCACUGACGCCUCCUCCGCACGAAACACCGGCGCCGCACUCAUCGGAGAGGAGGAAGCUCCCGCCCCGGCUCGAUCCGAUGGCCAACAGCAACCUUCCUCGACGAAUCAUCAAGGAGACGCAGAGACUUCUCAGCGAGCCAGCACCGGGGAUCAGCGCUUCGCCCUCGGAGGAGAACAUGCGGUACUUCAACGUCAUGAUCCUUGGUCCGGCGCAGUCACCCUACGAAGGGGGAGUUUUUAAGCUGGAACUCUUUUUACCCGAGGAAUAUCCGAUGGCUGCCCCAAAGGUUAGGUUUCUGACCAAAAUAUACCAUCCCAACAUUGACAAGCUUGGUAGGAUAUGCCUUGACAUUCUCAAGGAUAAAUGGAGUCCGGCUCUUCAGAUUCGAACAGUUCUUUUGAGUAUCCAGGCACUCCUAAGUGCACCAAAUCCAGAUGACCCUCUCUCUGAAAACAUUGCUAAGCACUGGAAGUCCAAUGAGGCAGAAGCUGUUGAAACAGCGAAGGAGUGGACUCGUCUGUAUGCCAGUGGUGCAUGACAACCCCAUGCCGCUCUCGAUGUAAUAAUCCAUCAUACUUUAGCCAGCAAUCAAGUGCCAUUUUGUUGAUAAGAACAAACUGGAGAUGUUUGCGCUGGAAGGGAGUAUCUGAAUGACUAGUGCUCGAGCUAUUUGGUUGGUUGUAACACCUGUGUUGGUUGGUUCCCUUCACCCUGGGGCACCUUCUGACUGAUCUGUAUCUGAUAGAACUUUCUAUGCUCCUCCACUACAAUACCCUUGUGUAGGAGAAGUUAACAAGUGUCCACAUUGUUGAAAUUGAAGCUGGCUUGCUAAUUUGUUCUUGCUCUUGUAGUUUGGGAGUUUGAAUACUCAGGGUUGGAUCUGAUACGCCCGAAUAUUUUCUCA
This is a messenger RNA of Triticum dicoccoides, 966 nucleotides long. RefSeq names its product ubiquitin-conjugating enzyme E2 36. The transcript has 8 exons. Bases 139 to 600 code for a protein of 153 amino acids. Lineage: Eukaryota; Viridiplantae; Streptophyta; Magnoliopsida; Poales; Poaceae. The record is from RefSeq and is a predicted model, not a curated record.